This is a messenger RNA of Teleopsis dalmanni, 4163 nucleotides long. Its product is annotated as ras GTPase-activating protein raskol-like. The coding region runs from base 1 to 4056 and encodes 1351 amino acids. Lineage: Eukaryota; Metazoa; Arthropoda; Insecta; Diptera; Diopsidae. Gene Ontology annotation, biological process: regulation of GTPase activity. The transcript has 5 exons. The record is from RefSeq and is a predicted model, not a curated record.
AUGAUCUCUUACUUACAACCUUGCAGAUCGAAUCCCCUCAAACGUACAAAAUCUGUUACCAAAUUGGAACGUACCAAAAGAGGCUCAGGCGGUUUACGUGGUUCACGUUCACAUGAGAGUUUACUUUCCAGUCAUGCCGUCAUGUCUACCAUUGAUCUCUCCUGUACCGGCGCUGUAGGUGUUGCGCCAGUACAUCAAUCAGUACUUGGACGCCGACACUGCUUCCAGGUACGCGGUGGUCCACGUGGUGAGCGUUACUAUUCAUGUGGUUCACGACAAGAGCGUGAUCUAUGGAUUUAUUCACUACGUAAAUCGAUUGCACCAAAUGCGGAGCAUACACGGCACACAGACAACUCACUGAAGAUGUGGGUGUAUGAAGCAAAGAAUUUGCCACCAAAGAAAAAAUAUUUCUGUGAAUUGCAUUUAGAUAAGACGCUUUAUGGGCGGACAAGCGUUAAAUUGCAAACAGAUCUAUUAUUUUGGGGUGAAUAUUUUGAUUUUCCUGAUAUACCAGACAUUAAUGUUAUCACAGUGAAUGUCUUUCGUGAAGUUGAAAAGAAAAAGAAGCGUGAUAAGCACAUGUUUGUUGGUUCAGUUAAAAUACCAAUACAUGAAGUUACUACCCGUUUAUUCUCAGAAGAUUGGUAUCCCAUACUCAGUGAGAAAAAUGAUAGUCUCAAUCGUAAUGCUAAAGAAGUUAUACCAACCUUACGUAUUAAAUGUCGUUUCCAGAGUACUGAUAUACUGCCUAUCAAUGUUUAUGCCGAUUUCUUGGCUUAUCUUAAAGACAACUACAAGCGUGUUUGUGAAACUCUAGAACCAGUCAUUGGUGUUAAGGCCAAAGAAGAUAUCGGACAAGCUUUGGUUUUGCUUAUGCAUGCACAAGGUUUAGCUGGUCCAUUUUUAACUGAUGUUGUGGCUUUGGAUUUAUUACGUGUGGGUGAUCAACGACUCACCUUCCGUGGAAAUUCAUUAGCUACUAAAAGCAUGGAAGCAUUUUUAAAAUUAACUGGCGAACAGUACUUGCAAGAUACACUCUCCGUACCCAUAAAUGAGAUAAUACAAUCGGAUUGUGAUUGUGAAGUAGAUCCGACAAAGAAAACUGGUUCAUUACAACGUCAACAGGCAUCGUUACGUGCUGCUGUGCGCAACGCAUGGCAGUGUAUCUACGAAUCCCAUAAACAUUUUCCACCACAGUUGCGUUCAUGUUUUGCUACCUUCCGUGAGCGUUUGAAUCAAUUGGGUCGACAAGAUAUGGCUGACAAUUUAAUAUCAGCAUCGAUAUUUUUACGUUUCCUUUGUCCCGCUAUACUCUCUCCUAGUUUAUUUAACAUAACAAAUGAAUUGCCUUCUUCUCGUGCAACUCGUAACCUCACAUUGGUUGCCAAAACAUUGCAAACGCUUGCAAAUUUCACACACUUCCAGGGUAAAGAAAUUUUCAUGGAAUUUCUCAAUGACUUUCUGGAGCAAGAAGCGCCACGUAUGAAGGAAUUUUUACAACAAAUAUCCACACGUCCGGAGCAUACAACUCCAGAAUCAAUACUCGAUUGGGCUGGUUACAUAGAUCAAGGCAAACAGUUAUCAAUUUUACACACUUUACUGAGUGAAAGUAUAACCAAAUUGCCAGAAGCACGCCAACAUGAGCUUGAUCCACUUCAACAUAUACUAGACGAAAUUACAAAGGCCAAAGAUAGUAACAACUACUUGCAACACAUGCCACAUAUGACCAUGAGUCAAAAUGAAAACCAAGAAAAUCACAAUCCUGAAGAUUGUCAAACACAGCCAAUGCAGCAUCAAGCGCAGUUAGCACAACCACAACAUGCAGUUGUCACAAAACCAAUACCAGCUGAGCGUGGUAUAAUGCGUGGUGUGUUAACUCCAAGCUCAUUGGAGAAAAAUAUUUUCCGUUACAAUGAUCCAACAGUUAAUGGUAUUUUGCAACAGCAACAACAACAGCAGCAACAGCAACAGCUCGUAAAUAACGGCAUGGAUAGACGUCAUUCGAAUUCUCAAAACUCCAUUGCUGGGUCACAGUAUAUUAACUCGAAUUUACAACACGCGCAGUCACAAAGCUCAAUAGCUUCGUCUUCGAUGAAUGGCAGCAGUCACAAUUUAUUAAUACCAACAACUAUACAACACCAUUGUCCACCAGCGCCCAAUGCAAGCGCAACGAAUACAAUUGACCGUUUAGGUAGUAGUAAUGCCCAUUAUUAUCCCGCUUCCAACGGAAAUUUGUCAGCAGUCAGUAGCAUGAAUCACAAUGGUAAUGACAGUGAGACUUCAGCAAAUAUGCUGCGUGCCACCACUUUACCACGCGGUAACAACAAUAACUACGAUGAAUUACCUGGUGAUUUCAUACAAAUCUCUGGCUUGGACACAAACAGCGCAUUUGUGCGUAAAUCUCCAACGCCCAUGUUGAAGUCAAGUUCUAGUAUGUUGAGCGGUGGCGUCUCUAGUAUUUCACAACAACGUCAUCACAAAUUGAAUAACUCAAAUGUUAGUCUUUCACUCAGUGAACGUACACCUAGCAAAUUGAACUUGGGUAUACCAGAUCACUCUAGUUCACCGCUAUCUCACAAACUGCAAUCAUACCAAAGGUCAACAACACGUGAAACAAAUCCAAAUUCAAAUAUGCCAAUGAAUUUAGAAGAUUUGGAUGAUUUAUUCAAAUAUGCUGAAGAGCACGCAGUGGUUGGAGAAAUAACACCAGUUGGAAAUUCAGGCAAUAGUAAUAAUCACAAAACCAAGGAGCAAUUAUCUGCUAAAAGCAGCCAUUGCAGCUCUGGUUACCAAAGUAUAUCCACAAAUCCACCCUCACAAUCUGCAAGUCCUGUUGAAAAUCAAGUUGGACAAAAGUCUAACGCCGCUCCGCUUGCAUUUAAGAAUCCCUCUUAUCAGCUGCAAUCGAACAGUAAUAGUGGACCACACCACCAUCAUCAUCAUCAUCACCACCAACGUGUUAAUUAUAGUAGUGGAUUUAAUAGUGGACAAACAGCACAUCAGCAACUGUUCGGUGGCAAUCGGCCAAAACCACAAGGCAGUGGUAUUGUUGCUGCACGUGCUGCACUAUUAAAUAAUGGUGGCGCUAUUAGUUCUUCGCUGACGCCCUCCUCAUCUGAAGAACGCCUAUCCACAGAAAACUAUCACAUCGGCUAUCCACAUAUAGGCAAUGCGUCAAAAUUAUUAAAAUCUCCUUCACAUGGUCACAUAGAGGCACAACGUUCACUUAGUGGUGGCAGUAGUUCUUCAUCUUCUGGUGCCAAUAUUGUUAUUGGUCAACAUUUAACUGCCUCCGCUUCAACGCGCUUACCACGUACUAAUCCGCAGUUCAAGCGCGAAGAUAUUUAUGGCAGCAAUAGUGGUAAUUAUAUGGCAAAUACAACAAGUUCCGCAAAUGCCCCACAUCCAGGUACUGUUGCUAUCUAUAAUGGUGGUCAGUCACAGCAGUAUGGUAACAAUAUGCAUCAUAGUUCUGGACUUGGUAUAGGGCACAGUGGACGUUAUCAGCGACGUUUAAGUUUAGACUCUGCUCGCACGCUUUCGGAUAGCUCUACGGAUACAGAAGGUCACUGUCAACCACACGAAGGUAAACGUCGUCGUCAACCUCGUCUGAAUUCGAAUAAUACAAACAGUAAUAACGGGUAUGAUCAAAAUGGCGAAAUUCAAUUGCUACAGGAAACGCUCGAUACGUUGCGACACACGCUUGAUCGCGACGAAGCGGAAUUGCGUGACUCCAGCGAUGAAUUGUUUGCUUUGAACCGUCACACCGGCGGAGGAGUAAACAAUUUGAGCUUACAAUCAGAAUCCACAAUGCGCAGUAUUAUUGACAGGUUAAUAACCAUGGAGGAGGAACUCCGCCGCGAGCAGCUUAAAAUGUCUCUGGCGCUCUCCCAUAAGCAGCGCGUCAUCGAGGAGCAAGGCCAGCAAAUAGCCGCACUUGAUGCCGCCAAUAGCCGCUUAUUGAGUGCACUAACCGCCCUGCGUCAACGGUAUGAGACCCAACAGCAGCAGCAGCAACAACAACACGCGCAACAGCAAAACCAAACGCAACAGUGAGCGCUGGAAUCUGCAAACACCGACAAUCGCAAUAAGCUGCAAAUAAAAUAUUUAGUCUUUAAGCAAAAUAAACAAAAAAGUUAUUUUAAUAUCUUUAAAAAAAAUAU